This is a messenger RNA of Vespa velutina, 1256 nucleotides long. RefSeq names its product N(G),N(G)-dimethylarginine dimethylaminohydrolase 1. Gene Ontology annotation, biological process: positive regulation of nitric oxide biosynthetic process; arginine metabolic process. The transcript is spliced from 6 exons. Bases 177 to 1043 code for a protein of 288 amino acids. Gene Ontology annotation, molecular function: amino acid binding; dimethylargininase activity. NCBI's taxonomy places the organism in Eukaryota, Metazoa, Arthropoda, Insecta, Hymenoptera, Vespidae. The record is from RefSeq and is a predicted model, not a curated record.
UUGGACGUUGGUAACAUUCAACGGAUUCAUUUUGUGUUGUUUUUGCGUAAAACGUCAAAUUGGUGUGUGCUUGUUGGAAUAAUUUGAAUAAACUAUUAUUAACGGAGUGACAAAUAAUCGAGGAGUCAUUUCUACAAAUCAUUUCAACGUAACAGAUAAAUUGAGUUGCCUUAAUCAUGCCAUUACAUAGAUAUACUCAUGCUAUUUUGUGUAGAAUCCCUCUUUCCCUGCGAACGAGAGGGGAGGUCACGCUUGACGAGGCUAGAAAGCAACAUUUAGCUUUAGCACAAUUAUUACGAGAACUUGAUAUUGACGUGGUUGAAAUGCCUCCAGACGAAAAUUCACCUCUAUGUGUUUUCGUUGAGGAUAUUGCGGUUAUUUGUAAUGGUAUUGCACUCAUCGCUCGACCAACUGAACCAUCUCGUCUAAAAGAGAUUGAUACUAUUAGAGCUGUAUUAAAAAAAGAAUUAGAAAUACCUUUAAUAGAAAUUGCAGACAAGAAUGCUCGUUUAGACGGAGGAGAUGUUUUAUUUACAGGCCGUGAAUUUUUUGUUGGCUUGUCACAUUUUACAAAUGAAGCAGGUGCACGAGCAGUUGCUGCAGCAUUUCCCGAAUAUCCUUGUGUACCUAUAAAGGUGGGUGAUGGUGGCGAAGAGGUGAUAGUGGAGAGUCUUACCUCAGCCCCUCUUCAGGUUGCAGAAUCCAAACGCUUGAAAUCAUUAGUUACCAUGGCUGGUCCUGAUGUUAUUUGUGUUGGUGCUGGCAAAGAAUGUCAGGAAGUGUUAAAGAGGAUCGAGCGAGAAGCAACAUACAGUUACCAGACUUUAACAGUACCUGAAGAUGCUGCUGCAAAUGUUCUCUAUGUCAAUGGAACUCUCAUUCAUCGAUCAGAGGAUGAAAUUCCUCAGUCAAGUAAGGUUUUUAUGGAAAAAGUAGAAUUUCCAACUAGAUCAUUACCUAUGUCUGAAUUAGCAAAGGUCAGCUCUGGUUUAUCUUCUUGUUGUUUAUUAGUACGCAGACCCAGACAUAUUCGCAGUAUUUAAAAAAAAAGAAAGAAAGAAAAAACCAGAAAAAAGUUAAUAACAUGAUAUAUAAUCUCAGUGAAAUACCCUGUAUUUUAAUAAGUGAAAAGAAACUUUCUUUAAUGGGCUGAACACGUAUUAAUUUUAUUAAAGAAAGUUGAUCUAUCACUAUAGCUUUUAUAUCAUUUUGAUAUCUGGAUGUAUAAAUUUAACAAUUAUAAAAAAUUAAUAUAA